UCUGCCAACGUUCAUUCAUUCGUCAACGGCUGCCACUAACGGGUGUCUUCGAAUUGUGUGAAAUAACUAGGGCCCCCCGAUAAGGGCACGCUGGAGAUUUUGGACCUCACCUUUUGUGGGUUUCGGACAACCUGCAGUGAAAAGCACUCUGGGGUACGCGCGCGAGAUUGAGAUUAAUUUCCCCGACAAUUUGUCCCGCGCGUGACGACGUCCUGGCGCCGGAAGUGAAAACUCGCCAUCGCCGGAUGACGAGAAGGGAUUUGGCUACAAGCGCGAAAAAAAUGAUUAAUGUCCCUCGCUGCUGGGAGCUUAUUAAGUGAUAUUUGACUUUGGACGACGACUACGACGAAAGUGAUUAGCGGAAGAUUUUUGCUGGUGUGAAAAUGGCAUUUCCGGGGUCCGAUUCAAGGUGGAAGAACAGCUGCCACCGAUAGCCGUUUUUUGGAUCUGACAAAUUGGUGCUAGUUUCAGUGUAUGUUCCAUCCAGUGUUACCAGUCUCAAUUGAAACCUUAAUCUACAUUGUCCCGUUUUGUGUGAACGCAUCCAUUCAGGAUACAACGAAUAAACAUCAUCAAUCAUCUACUCAGUCCCGACGACAACAAACUCACUCAGUGGUGGGACGACGCUCAUCGUCCUCGGAAAGAUUGCACCAAAAGCAGCAGCAGCAGCAAGCUCAUCAACAUCGGUCACAACCCUCGACGCCAACGGCCACGAACGGCAACGUUAUUCCGACUUCGGUUGGGUCCAUCGAAACCGGAACUUGCCUUCCGGUCCUGUUGGGCACCGGCAGCCAUCCUUACAUUGUCCAACCAUUUGCCGCCGAACAUCACAUAGCAGCCCCACAGAUUCCUACUGCGGCUAAUCAUCCGUUCGUGGCAGCACUUCCGCCACUGCCCCCAGGAAAAUCACCCCGGGAGGCCUUUUUCCCCCUGAUCGGAAGUGGAACCAAUCCACCAGUCACCGGUGGAGGAAGAGGUCACAUUCCCACGACCGGAAUUGGCGUAGGUUCCACGGGUGCCGGUCAACCGCCGCCGGUCUCCUUUUCGCUCUACAAGACAAUCAAUACCGUUAUCAAGAGUAGCCGGAAAAUAAUCGUUCGCGUUUGUGAAGUGACCAAUGUGAAAACUAAACUUAAAAUGUUCAAUCUAUACUCGACGAUGAAUAAGCGCAAUGGCGCCGAAGAGAAGGAGGCCCGGGUUAUGGAGACGACCGGACAUGACCGGUUCUGCCAGGAGCGUCCCUCAAGGGAAUGGAGUUGCAUGGAAUUUGAUGAUUUCCACCCAAUCCAUUGCAUGCGACGGUCCAGUUACCGGCGGAAGAAAAAGAAAAUGCGCCGGGCCCAGUCGGCGGCCGAGUUUAACGAGCCUAGGACGGAAGUGACCGUUUCGGCGGCCAGCAAACGGAUGUUGUUCAGAGGCCGUUCGGUGAGUUCGGACCACGACAACAACUCCGAAUCGGAACACUCGGAACGUUCCCCGUUGGUCAGCGCCAAGUUGGACUCGCUGGCUAAGCUCCUGUUCAGCCGGAAUCUCCUCCAGGAUGGAAACGGCUCCAGCUCCAAAGACAAUGAAUCGCCGACAAGGCACAAUGUGCGGUACCAGUACACGGCCCUGGACAGUGGCAUCGGGGCCCCGGAUCGGAGUCCCCGGGAGAGGGUGGCCCGGGAUCGAGCCUUCGCUGCCUGUCAGGAUUGGUUGCAGAAUUCCGGGGGCCGGUACGAGUCGAUAGCGCACCUAGAUGACAUCGGAUCCCGGACGAACAAGCACUGGUUUCUGCUGAAUGAUUGCACGAUACGUACGGACCGCCUGAUGACACUGCUUCCAUUACCUCCCGACUGUAUUGCCUUAGAAGAGCUGCCGCCAUCCGAAUGCCCGCAAGGAAUCCUGAUGGAGCUGCUCGGGUCGCUGCAGCAUCCCUACAUCUACCCGGUGCUGGAUAUGGGCUUUUUCUCCACCGAUUCCACCCACUACGCGUGUCUGGUAAUGCCAUUCAAUCCCCGCGGAAGCCUGAAGGAUCUCAUUUAUAAGUCCCAAUGGAACGAACCGUGGAGCCGUAAAUACUCCCGGAAAUCCACCUGCUUGCCCCUGUCACAGGUACAACGAUUAGGUCGUCAAAUUUUAGAAGCGUUGUUAUUUCUACGGGAACGCGGAAUUCCCUCGCACGGCCAUUUGCAUAGCGGAAAUGUUAUACUGCAGAAUGGUGUGGCCCGAUUAUCUGGGCUGGAAAACGGUCUCCUGGGGCUGAGCUCCCGCGUCAAUGCGGUGGUGUGGGCCCGAUCAGCCCCGGACCUGGACAACAUCGAUGUCAUCUGCUUCGGCCACUUGCUGUUCGAAAUGUGCGCCGGCUACGAGCUGACAUCACCCCAGCCGACGCCCGGACACUAUCAGCUCGAUCUCGAACGCUAUCCACAGGUUGUCGACGUGCUGCAGAUGAUUUUUGAGUCACCAGAUGGCCGCUAUCCGACCGUCGAAGAACUGGUCCUUUGUGAUAUAUUCCGCAAUAUCGAUUUAAGAGAACUGCGAGGAACAUAUGUGCCUUCCUUCAAACAUGGUUUGAGUAGCUCUACGCUGAGUCUGUUGAACGCCGUACGAAGACGACAAGGUGCGAUACUAAGUGGAUCAUACAGCGAGGGCAGCUCACCGUGUACACCACCGUCGACGCCACGUGAGCGGAAAACCGGUGACGUAGAAUCCUCCGAUCUGUCUAGUAGUGAUUCCGAAGAUCUGUUAGAUGAAAUAGUUAUAGCGUCAGCUCGUAUCGACGAUCCCGCCCAUUACGAUCCACUGAGCUCGCCGAUACAUUACUGUGACAAUAACGUUCACUCGGACGAUAACAGCAAUAGUAAUACAAUCAUUCGCAUAGAUUCGAUCGAGUCGCAGGGUUCGACGUCCUCGUCCACUGGAUCGAUACAGCUGCAACAGUUGAAUCCGUCGUCAGCGUACAAGAAUCUGAAAUCGCGCCGCAUGGAGUACAGCCGCCGAGGCAUGAUUCUUGGGCUGAGCAAUCCCUCGCAGGAUUCCGCCUUUGGUUCAAUGACCGACGGCGAAUCGUCCCGGGCAUCCAGCUUUAAGUUGAGCAGCUUUGCCUCGAUGAACUCGCCGAUCGACGAGGGCGUUGAAGAUCUGUUAGUGGAAGGUAACGGCACCGAAACGAUAGCAACCACCAUGGCCGGAUUGAAGUAUAUCGACUCGGCUGGAUCGUCACCCUGUCAUGAUCAUCAUAGUAGUAUAUCACCCCGCGAUCAUCACCCGGGAUCGUCAUCGUCACGGGACAUUUCACCGAAUCACUCGAGCCGCUAUCUGGAGCCACCGAAACUAGUGAUAAACAAUCAUUCUUGUGCGACCACCAACACCUCGCUGCAUUAUAGCACAUCGCCGAUCCGCAAAUGUGCCACAAUGGAAGUGUUCUCGCAGAAAUACAGGGUAUCUUCCUUCGAGGACAUGUCCUACUCGUCCCGAUUGGCAAACAAAUCGAUCAAAAAUAGUAGUAGAAAAAUUUUCCGUUCCUUUGAAGAAGAGCGCCGAAUAGAUUCCGCCUUUAUGCCAAUUGAAACCCGAUCAUCUAGCAUAAGUAGCCGACUUGGCCAACAGCAGCAGCCGCAACAGCUACAUCAACAAUCGCUGCAUCCAACGAAAUUGCGACCACAAUCGUCUAAUCAACUACAUCAUCAAACGUCUCUGCCUCCGAUGCAGACGCCUACAUCACCGAAACAACUCGUUACCCCUGCACAGUACAAUCAACUGACCAAAAAAAAGAAGAACGCUUCAUUCCAAAAUCUGCAAAGCAUUGCUACACCACGCGAUCGAACCUACCAGUGGCGAAACAAACUAAUCAAAUCUAACGAAAGCCUUUUCGAAACUUCUUUCAACAUGUCACCAUCGACGACAACCCAGAGCGAAAUCGACCGAUUGUUGAGCCACGGAAGCUCUACGCACGAGCUGCCAACGACGUCGAAGGCAGCUACACGAGCAGAAACCGAACGCUUCAUGCUUACACCGGAACCGGUAGUCAUAAAUCCGCGGCGCACCCGAACCGAUCGGCAGCAGUUGUUCAGCUUGGCCAAGUUCAAACACAGUACCAUUCUGGACAGUAUCUCCCUGGAGGAUUUCUCCGAGGAAGAUCGACGGGAUAGUUUGCACACUGCCACCACCACCAGCAGUAUUUCGAACAGCUCGACGACUUCGACGGCUGAUCGAACCGAAAUAGAGGCCCACAAGCUGGAGAAUUCUUCGACGGAUGACGUCAGCGAUCAGGACAGCAGUAGCGUUACCGAUUCGUUGCUCAAAUCUCCACUUCAACAGCGGCGCCAGAGUAGCAGUUGUAGCAGUGCCGCAUCGGAGGCCCGGCGCUAUCUCGAUGACAACGUCGGAUGCAGUGAUGCCAGCUUUGGCAGCGGCAACGAAGAGAAAACGCCCCUCCUGGAAGGUAUGGAACUAUCCCCCAUCUCUCCUACUGAGUCCGAACAAAUGUUGUGAUAAUAUAGUGGUAAAAGUGUGAACUAUUUUUCUAUCAAUUUUAAUUCUGUUCAACAUGAGGUACUAGUAUAGGACGUUGACGACGAUAGAGAAAAUUCCUUUUUUAAACAUAUUUAUACAUACGGAACGGAAAACGGAAAGUAUUUCAUUAUUCGAGAGCAUGGAUCGAACCUAGGUAGCAGUUGCAGGAAAUCACGAAUCAUAAUACAGGUGUAAUAGCGAGAUAUGUAGGUAAAUUUUGAACAGUAAAUGUUAUUCAACACAUUUAGGUUUUGGUUCCUUCAGAUAGAAUAUCAAAAUAUAUGCUGCUAGAAUACUAGUGAACAACACACCAUGAUUUCUACGGCCGAUAAAUCGCUUUUCCCAGCAGCUUUCUCAAACAAUAUUUGAAGGUUACUCGCCUUUUCAUUGAAAUCGGAUUACCGAACUUGGUCUGCACCUGGUAGUAUAGCUUCCGAGCACGGAUUUUGGCCACACUAUUCUGUUUUAUGGUCCGAUUUGGCUGUUUGCUAGCUCGAUACGACUUGAUCCCUCCUCGGAGUCGAAUUUUCCUCACGGUACUAUGGGCAGCGCCGAAUUUUCUGGCCAGUCAUGGUCUGACAGAUUGGAAUUCCUCUUAAUCGUCUUCAAAAUCUUACCACGCAGUUUCCGGUCGACACUCCGGUGGAUUGACUUGAGGAGACUUCCAAAUCGUUGUCAAUAUUUCCUUAUACCGCUUAAAAACGCAUCAUACGGUAUUGCUGGGCAAUUUCAGCUGCUAAGCAAGCUUAGAUUCAGACCACAAUGGAUUUUUCAAAUAACUGUGUACAAUUUUUUCCCUUCUUUUGGCUUCAAUUUUGGAAUGUUAACAACGUACAGUCGAUUUGCGGAAUGUCAAAAAUAUAUACGUGAAGCUGACAAAAUUCCCGGUACGUGCACGCCAAGAGCUUCUAAAUCCGUCCACCAGGAGCGCCACAAUAUGAGCGAAAGUUUGUUCCAAUUCUAAAUGAUGCAAGCUUUACUAUUCGUUACUGUAGGUAGGAAAGACGUAAAUUUUUUGGUAAAAGGCAACAACCAUCAUAUUCUUCAUUCUGUCUAACCAGAAUCCGGCAGUCCUGGAACUUCUAAUAUGACGCGACGUACGCAAGUCGCAUAUCUCGUAGAGAAUCGUCUAUAUUACUUCGACUUUGAUUUCAAUACAUUUAUGUAUUGGUUUUAAUUGGAAGCAUUUGACUCGACAUAUUAAGAGUAAAUACUAACAACACGAAAAAAUAACCUUUUGAAAAUUUUGUUUGAGAAACCUGCAUUGCAAAAUAAGUAUUAUCAGAUGAUCAACUAAAUAUUUGUCGCUAUCAUAAUCAGCCGGUUUACUUUAUCUGGAAUAUUAAAAAAAAAAACCAUUCCAUAACCCUUUCUUUGCCAGGCAUUUUCUAUCGAAAGAUCAACUCAAACCCAUGGUAUGGUAGCUUACACAAACACAAACAAAAAGUCAAUCAACUUGAACAAAAUUUGAACAAUAAUAGUAAUACCUUGACACUCGAUGCAUGUAAAUACAUUUCUGAUCAAACGUUUCUUGGAGCUAACCGCCCCGAGAAUGCCGUAAGAGCAGCGAAUAAGGCAGAAAAUACUUCUGGAAAAAUAUUUUCCCAUCCGAAAACAAAUUUCAAAUGAAAUACUAAACGAAACCUGUUAGACAGAAAGGACACGAUUAUAACUCGCAGUUUGUUAUUUUAUAAAAGUCUACUCAUUACAGUAAUUAGGGUAUAGGAAGCAAAAAAUCCCAUAACUUUAAGAGUACAUCAAAUGUUUAACCUAGUCCGUAGAAGAAGAAAAAUGCCAAAAUUAUUUCCGAUUGAUCUGUGUUGGUAUCAAAUCUGCUUAAAUCAGAUUAUUAUGAGUGUUAAUUCAUUCGAAAUUUAUUCCAAUUCAAAUGAAAAACUUACAUGAACGUUAAACGAAAUGCAAGACAUUUUAAAUUAAAAUAAAAAAAAGACGCUAAUUUUCUCGAUAUUGAGGCUCACUUUUGUGCUAAGCUUUUCGAGCAGAUCCAAACUCAACUGACUUAUUACGUUCUAUCUAUAAAUGCGAAAAUAAAUUUUAAGAUGAUACAAACCUUGAGCCGUCCUGAUGCGAUCAAUUAACAACCAUGAAAACAAGCCCUAAGCUUUACAACUCGUAAGGUCCUCUCUUCACCGUGGAUUUUCCCACUUUCAACAUUGUGUUAGAAUAAGUGACAUAUAGAAUUACAAAUGACCAUUCAUGAGAAACUAACCGAUGUGCACAUGAGUUGAUUAAGAAAUUAUUUGCAAACUGCUUUUCAAAACUAGCGUAAGGUAAGUUGUAAGUGCUGAGUCAUCAUUUUUUCGGAAAUAAUUUGUAAAAAAAAUAAAAUAUGAAAAGGUAGAUAAGACGGAAAAACGAUACCACAAGUUUUAAAGAUUUUAUCAUGAUAACGAAUCAACUUGAAUCUAAGAAAAACUAAAUAGAAAAAAAAAUAAUUCGUAAAAUACCCCCGACAAACCAAGCAGCGAAUUCUUCAGAGAAUAUUUAAUUUUUGGGUCCAAUUCACAGCAGCAAAAAGUUUACCCGAUACAGAAAGUGUUGAAACAGAUUAAGAACUUCAUUAGCAAUACAAUAAAUCAGAAUACUUUCCUGUUGAAACUGUGAGUCAAACCAUUCCUACGAUAGAACUUCGGAAGUGCGAUGAUCCGUAAUACAAAAAAAGAUAAAAUGUCAUCUAUAGAUUUCAACCGGAACCAGAAAAUAAACUCCAUACAUAUUCCGAGCUUAAUAUCGAAGAAAAUAGAAGAAAAAAUGCCAGGCCAUCACCCUACCACUAGACACAAAAACAACUACUGCUAAAUUUCAACUAUCAAAACGAUAUAAAAAGAUGCCAAAUUUCACAUACCAAUAAUAGUCCUUAAACGAACAAGUAUACUCAUGAUAACUACAGUUCACAAUAAUUCUUGUCACCUAUCACUGCGAAACUGUACACGACUAACAUCAAACCGGACAUCGGACACAUAAAUAAGAAACACAAAACAGACUUUGAACAAAAUCCAGGCAGCCCCCACAUACUAACUUUCCUCAUGUGAACACGAUAGAGUAUCAUAUCAGCAAACCCAGAAAAUAAAAACCAGAAGAAUAGCAAUAAACAGAGAUCUUUAAAACCUUA
This is a messenger RNA of Uranotaenia lowii, 7630 nucleotides long. RefSeq lists its product as uncharacterized. The record is from RefSeq and is a predicted model, not a curated record. NCBI's taxonomy places the organism in Eukaryota, Metazoa, Arthropoda, Insecta, Diptera, Culicidae. Bases 475 to 4476 code for a protein of 1333 amino acids. The transcript has 12 exons.